AAAGCGAAAUAGAAAGUCAAGUAUUAUACUUCCUGUAAUUUCCCCGCUUGAUAGACAGUAAUCAUAAAUAGGCUGAUUUUCUUUUAGACAUGCUAUAAGACUAUAUGCCCAGAGAAUAUCGGUUUCUAAACAGUUCGUGCUGCUACUGGUCGGAUCCCUUACCGUGCUUACGAUUUGAAGAAUUUGGUGACUGGUUUUAAAAUGAAUUUCAAUAGGUUGGUUGUUAUUGCCUUUCUGCUGAAUUUAUAUGAAGCAUGCAUAAGUGUUUAUAUAUCUUCUACCAGUCGAGGAUACACGAGCGCAGAGACUGGUGAACCUUUCUUCGAGUGCUACAGAAAUGCUCCUGAUUUGACGGCACAGGUCUAUAUAGGGAGGUACGUCUACACUUACAAUGAUAUCGAUGACCCAGCUAAUGAUAAUCCAUUUUCAAGCGAUUCUUUCUUGGCUGGCAAUCCAUCAACUCAAGUCUACAGAGUAAACCUUGACACAAGUCAGCACAGGUCGUAUGGUGUCUUCUACUGCGCUGCAGUGCGUAAUGGAGAAUUCUCCGCUGUACCAACAAUUUUCCUAAGAUCCGAUGCUAAAUUUUUACCUCGUAGUGGCAGGUUUACAAAGACAGUCAACACAGGUGAUGUGAAUGUGACUGUUGAUUUUACUGAGGUCACCCCUAUUGAUACCAUCAAAGAAUGGAGGUUUAAUGGUACAACAAGCCCUUUUGACACUAUAUCUCAGAACACAAUCUUCGAAAGUUUGACAGUCUAUACAAUAGUAGGAAAAGUGGAUACAUCAGAUAAAGGUGUUUAUGAAAUUCAUUUACGAGGUGAAAGAGGACUGGCAAGGGCUGGACUACAAAGACUAAUUGUAAGAGCAUGCCCGGCUGGUCGCUAUAAUGAGUCGAGUGGUUGCACCCAAUUGUGCUCAUCAUGUUAUAAUGGAGGAAUAUGCCACGAUCAAACCGGGGAAUGCAUCUGUCCUCCAGGAUUUCAGGGCGAUUCUUGCGAAAGAGUAUGCGGUGGAAAUCGCUUUGGUCGUAACUGCGAGUACCGAUGUGACUACGAUCUUUCAGAUGAUAAGACGGCAUGUAGUGGUCUUCAGGUUUGUGUACCUGAUCCAUAUGGGUGUUCAUGUACACCAGGAUAUAAAGGAUUAGACUGUACUACAGAAUGUGAUAUAGGAGAGUUUGGAGCUAGUUGUACUGAGACGUGUCAUUGUGUAUCAGGAGGAUAUGAUCGGUUUACGGGGGUCUGUACUGGAAGCUCUUCCGAUUGCGAAUCAGAAUGGACAGGGACAAACUGCCAAGAAUGCGUUUCGGGAAGAUGUGGUCCUAAUUGCGAACCAUUCACUGUUAAAUAUGAAAAAGUUAACAGAGGACAGUAUAGCAAUUUCUUUUGUCAACUAAACGGAGAUAAAUUCAUUUCUACGGCUGCUCCAGUGGUAAAUAUCUACAGGAAAUUGGGCAGUGGAAAUUUUACGCAGCAAAAUAUAAUUUCAAUCGGAGCCACACCAUUCGGACGUUUUGCUUUUCUUGUAACUGACGUUAACGUUGGAGAAACAUUCGCCUGCUCCAUUCACGACGUAAACGAAUGUUGGUCAGAGUCUCUUACGGCUGACGGAGAAUUCACCCAACCAGAGCUUCGUAGCUCACCCGUGGUAACCAGAAGGAGUAAUGAAUCCAUCACUCUAAUGUGGGAUGCCUGGGAUGCAGCAACAGAUAUAGGUGAUCCUCCUCUUCUAAGAUACCGUAUCUAUUAUAGGGUCAACGACCCAGAAGAACAGGAACAACAAGUCCCACGGUCUGAUCCUCUUGCACCAUCUGAGAGAGUGACUGGUCUAAGUCCGGAUACAGACUAUGUGUUUGCUGUAGCAGCAGUUAGACCAGGUGUAGGGGGUGGGGGACCUCGUUUGGAAGUCCAAGGUACAACGAAGUGCUCACCGCCCUUUGGUUUAGUGCAGUCUAUCAACGUUUCAUCAUCUUCUCUAUCUCGAACACUGAACAUCAAGUGGAAGAACCCUAUUUCGGACGCUAACUGCCGGAGUGGAUUAACGGGCGUUCGAAUCUAUUGGAACUCAGUGGAAGUUUCAACGGUAUCCCGAGGAUCCAUCGAUGUUCCUUUAAAUGUUUCUAUGGGUUUUGAUCUGUCUUUGCCAGAGCCAUACACCACUUAUAUUAUCACUAUGGCUAUCCUCAAUCGUGAUUCGGAAGGUGAUAUGAGUCAACCAUUAUUGGAUAUGACUGCAGAAGAUAGUGCCCCACCCCCGUCAGAAAUAGAAGCUGAAAUUAUAACUUCUGUUAUAAUCGUGACAUGGAAUGCAUCUCUUCCGCUUCAUCUUAAUGGCCAUAUAACGGGAUAUACUAUUAACUACAAGAAGAUAUCACCCACCAUUGAAGAUGCCCAUUCAGAGUCUAUUAUAACAUCCCAGGUCACCGACAUUUAUGUGAUAAAAGGAGUGCAAGAAGGGGAGGUCUACGAGAUACGGGUAAACACGGUCAAUGGCUUGGGCCCGGGUGAAUGGUCAAGAACUCUUUUGAUCGAAGUUUUUGGAUAUGGACCAAGAUAUCACCUUAAAGAAAUUCUUCUCUCUGCGCUUAUUCCAUCAAGUAUAUUGUUAAUCAUACUUAUUUUACUUCUCUUGAAAAGACGGCAAUCCCACCGUACUCCCCACAUACAGAAUGAGAACAAACACGAUGACGGUAAGCAGACUGCAGGUGCUUCCGAGACGUAUGUGGAGCUCUAUGAACGACCGAGUAACGAGGCAGCUGCUUAUCAGGACCUUGACUUGACAGCGGUACGUGGAAGCGAGCCUGAAUAUAUCAACGGGCCUAUGGUAGACGGACCUCGAGGAAGAAAGAAUGUAGUAAAUUCAAAGGAAAAUAAUGACUGCUAGCUCGGGCAUGGCUCAGUCCCCAGAAUAGGACGUUUUGCUAAGUGCAUGGAUCUACUGAUAAAAAUUGUUUUAUUAUUGCAUUGUUAUGUAUAUAUAUUUUUUUCUUUAUGCCUUCAUCUUUUUAGUAUAGUUACUAAUCUGUGAAUCUGAAAGAUCACCUCUCGUCUUAUUAAAAUUUUUCAUGUAAUUUUUUUUCUUUAUCGUCUUUUUCCCACCCUUUUCUUGUUCCCAUAAAAUCUCAAAAACUUCUUCAUCAUUUUUUUUUUAUUCUAUCAGUAAUGGGGAUCCAUUAUCAAUCUAUCUAUCUUUAUAUCUAUUUCUCUAUCUAUCUAUCUAUCUAUCUAUUUCUCUAUCUAUCUAUCUAUCUAUCUAUCUAUCUAUCUAUCUAUCUAUCCAUCCAUCUGUUUAUCUAUCUAUCUAUCCAUCGAUCUGUAUGUCUGUCUGUGGAUCUAUGUAUCUGUCAAAUUAUAUAUCUAUCUGCCUAUCCAUAAAUAUAUUAAUCUAUUGAUCUGUCGACCUAUUUAGCUUUAUCUCUAUCUCUAAGCAAUCUGUCUAUAUAUCUAUCUAUCUAAAUCCAUUAAUGUAUAACUUCAUCAUGUGCGAUACCUUUGUAAUACGACCUAUUCACAUAAUACUAUCUGUCUUGUACGACCUAUUCACAU
Lytechinus pictus (painted urchin) is the source of this 3548-nucleotide messenger RNA. RefSeq names its product angiopoietin-1 receptor-like. The coding region runs from base 202 to 2886 and encodes 894 amino acids. The transcript has 15 exons. The record is from RefSeq and is a predicted model, not a curated record. Gene Ontology annotation, molecular function: protein binding. NCBI's taxonomy places the organism in Eukaryota, Metazoa, Echinodermata, Echinoidea, Temnopleuroida, Toxopneustidae.